This is a messenger RNA of Labeo rohita (rohu), 744 nucleotides long. Its product is annotated as thioredoxin domain-containing protein 11-like. The transcript is spliced from 5 exons. Bases 342 to 629 code for a protein of 95 amino acids. The record is from RefSeq and is a predicted model, not a curated record. NCBI's taxonomy places the organism in Eukaryota, Metazoa, Chordata, Actinopteri, Cypriniformes, Cyprinidae.
UUUAGUAAUCAUGAUGUGUUUGUGUUCAGAUGUUGAGCAUGAAAGCGCAGGUGGAUGUGAUCUGCUGUAAAUCAGUGGGAACUGAUCUGUCCAUGCUGGAUAUUGAGGAUUUCAUCACAGAAAUCUGAAGAAAGAGGAGACAAACUGAACAGAGAGAAGAAACCACUGCUGAGGAACAACAGAGUGAUGAGGAAGAGGAUUUAAUUUCUUCAGCAGAUUUCAUCCAGAACUUCAGCGCGUCCUACAGUCCUUUACACAGACAUCUGGUGGGACACAAGCAACAGCAGCAAACACAGUCCCUCAUACAGGAAGUGACCUCAGACAGCUUCCUGCACACCGUCAUGGACUCACAGAGGGACGUGCUGCUGUUGUAUUAUUCGGCCUGGUGUGGUUUCUGCUCGGUUCUCAAUCACGUGUUUCUUCAGCUGGCCCGUCUGUUCCAGGGAAACGGCGCCCUCACGGUGGCCAGAGUGAAUGUUGGCCGUAAUGAUCUGCCCUGGGAGUUUAUGGUGGAUCAUCACUUUGUAAAGAAGAGUGGCAACUUGGGUUCACUUCAACCGGUUUCUUGUGUUUUACUAAGAAAUGUCAUGAUAUUUUCAUUAACUUCUCCUACAUGUGGUGUUCUGUAAAAUAGAUGAUGUAAGCUGUGUGAUUUAUGUAUCUCAUACAAUCCAUUCCUUCAUAUACAGUCUUUCUAUUCAUGUUAUUCCUGUUUGAUUUAAAAGUGUCUAUGAUCACAAAGCC